Messenger RNA from Fusarium proliferatum ET1, 240 nucleotides. RefSeq lists its product as uncharacterized. The coding region runs from base 1 to 240 and encodes 79 amino acids. Lineage: Eukaryota; Fungi; Ascomycota; Sordariomycetes; Hypocreales; Nectriaceae. The record is from RefSeq and is a predicted model, not a curated record. The transcript has a single exon.
AUGCGCUGCAACUAUUUUCUUCUCGGCCUUGUCGCCACAGCUCUGGCACACCCUACCGUGAAGCCCGCUGAUACUGGCAAGCGGGUUCCUACUUUGUACGAAGGAAAGGGAGCCAAUUUUGACUACCGGCCCAAGGAAAAUGAAAAGAGGAAAGAUGAUGGGUCCUGGCAACCCGGGAAGUAUGAAGGAGACUGCACUGGUUAUGAUGAUGGAAAGUGGAACCCAGAGAAGCAAGGUUAG